Messenger RNA from Juglans microcarpa x Juglans regia, 546 nucleotides. RefSeq lists its product as uncharacterized. The record is from RefSeq and is a predicted model, not a curated record. The transcript has 2 exons. The coding region runs from base 1 to 546 and encodes 181 amino acids. Lineage: Eukaryota; Viridiplantae; Streptophyta; Magnoliopsida; Fagales; Juglandaceae.
AUGAGGGAACUACUAAUAGGGAAGCCGCUAAGAGAUGUCAGGUUAACAAUGGUACAGGAGAUCAUGCCAUUAACUGAUGAGGACAUCAUCGAAAAGCAGAAUAAGGAUGAUAAAGUGGAAAAGUUUCGACAGAAGAUUCUGAAGUUCGAAGGACAGCAACACUUUCCGAUUGGUAAGGAUGGGACGUUAUGUUAUAAGGAGAGGAAAGUGAUUCCUAAUGACCUUGAAUUAAAAGGAAGGAUUCUGAAGGAAGCCCAUUGUACACCAUAUACUGCUCAUCCUAGCAACACCAAAAUUUACCGAGACUUGGAAGGACAAUUUUGGUGGGAUGGAAUAAAAAGGGAUGUGGCUGAUUUUGUUGCAAAAUGUUCAAUUUGCCAAUUGAGUGGUGACUGGGAAAGCCAUUUUCCAUUGAUAGAAUUUGAUUACAAUAAUAGCUUUCAGGCUACAAUACAGAUGGCACCUUACGAAGUAUUGUACGGGAGAAAGUGCAAAUCUUCGCUAUACUGGGAUGAAGUAGGUGAAGGGAAAAUGCUUGCACCAUAA